Molecule: messenger RNA, 1686 nt
Organism: Penicillium canescens
Lineage: Eukaryota; Fungi; Ascomycota; Eurotiomycetes; Eurotiales; Aspergillaceae
Product: MDR family MFS transporter
Exons: 3
Coding region: 1-1686 (561 amino acids)
Biological process (GO): transmembrane transport
Molecular function (GO): transmembrane transporter activity
Source: RefSeq, a predicted model, not a curated record
AUGGCGACUACAACCACAAUAGAGGCCCUUUCUCUCGAGCACGAAGCAUUCACCGACUUGCCUGACCAGCGGAAACAGCAACAGCAACAGCAAAAUCGACCACCACCUACGGCAGCCUCGGAACGAAAACUUGAGCCUCUCAACAUCGAAUCUGCCCCAGACACAGAGCCCAACUACCCAACAGGCUCUAAAUUUUGGUUCACCAUCAUCGCACUGUGCGUGGUCCUUAUCGUCGGAGGCCUAGACGCCAAUAUCGUCAGUACAGCCGUGCCGAGCAUCACUAACCACUUCCACACUGUCGCCGAUGUGGGAUGGUACUCAUCAGCAUUUCGACUCUGCACCUGCGCAUUCCAAUUCGGGUUCGCGAAGCUGUAUAAGCUCUUCUCAAUCAAGGUAAUCUUCUUGAUAAGCAAUGUUAUCUUUCUCGUCGGCUCUUUACUCUGUGCCACGGCUGCUUCGUCGACUAUGUUCAUUGUCGGGAGGGCAGUGACGGGUCUAGGGUUCUCGGGUGAGUUGGCUGGGUGUUUUGCCGUCGUGGUACAUAUUCUGCCGCUUAACAAGCGACCGGUGUUUGCGGGUUUGAUGGCGUGUGUGGAAUCGCUUGCGAUCAUUGCGGCGCCUAUAGUAGGUGGUGCAUUGACACAGUCUUUAGGGUGGAGAUGGUGUUUCUGGAUCAACCUUCCUAUUGGCAGUGUAUCGCUGGCGACUUUGUUUUUCCUCUUCUCAGACCCAAGAACCCGCCAAGAGGACGACCUGACGGUGACUCAGAAGAUCAGAGAGCUCGACCUCGUUAGCAACUGCUUGUUCAUCCCAUCACUCACAACACUCUUCGUCGCACUAUCUUGGGCGGGAACAAAGUAUCCCUGGUCAGAUCGGAAAGUGAUUGCAUUGUUCCUUGUAUUUGCUGUGCUACUCGCCGCUUUCGUCUUCAAUCAAUACCGUCGUGGAGACUCAGCAGCCCUCCCUUUCCGCAUUAUCAAAAAUCGAAGUGUCAUCGCGGGCUUCAUCUUCACGACGUGCACUAAUUCGAUGACGAACGUCUUAGAGUGGUACUUACCAACAUACUAUCAAGUCGUUCGAUCCCGGACCCCAAGCGAGAGCGGCUACCUUAUGAUCCCUAUCCUCGUUGGAAUGAUGCUCGGGCUCUUUCUUCAGGGCAUCGGCACCACCACAUUCGGCUACUACGCUCCCUUUAUGAUCUUUGCCUCCGUAUGCAUGCCAAUCGCCGGGGGCUUAAUGACAACAUACGGUCUCCACACAUCGCUAACCAAGAUCAUCCUCUAUUCCGGAUUCGUAGGCUUCAGUGGAGGCAUCGGCUUCCAAGCUCCCCAAGCGGCAGUCCAGACAACCUUAAGUGCUGCAGAUGUCAACUUUGGGAUUGGGGUUAUCUUGUUUGGGCAGAGUAUGGGUCCCGCGGUGUUUAUCGCUAUUGCGCAGGUUAUAUUCACGAAUCAGUUGUCGUCAAGUUUGGAAGAUGUUGUACCAGGUUUGACACCUGCGUAUAUUGAAGAGCACGGACUUGGUGAUAUUAAGAACGGGGUUCCUUUGCAGCGGUGGGAUGAGGUUACGGGUGGUAUCAACCGGAGCUUGACUCAUACUUGGUACCUCACUGUCGCGUUGGCUUGCACAACGAUGGUGGGAAGUCUUUUGAUCGAAUGGCGCUCGGUUAAGCAGAAGCAAUCGUGA